Molecule: messenger RNA, 1647 nt
Organism: Chrysemys picta bellii (western painted turtle)
Lineage: Eukaryota; Metazoa; Chordata; Testudines; Emydidae
Source: RefSeq, a predicted model, not a curated record
AUGUCCCCAUCACCGUCACUCAGCCUGGUCUCGGAUGUGUCGGACCUGGACUGGGGCGGGGUCCACCUGGGUGCGCUUAACAUCCAGGGCAGCUGGCUGCAGCACGAUCUAGCUCUUCAUAUCAGUGUCACAGAGCUCAAGGCAGUGCACCUGGCCUGUCAGGCAUUCUUGCCUCACCUGAGAGGCAAGGUGGUGAAGGUCCUCAUGGAUAAUAUGGCUGAAAUGUAUUACAUCAACAGGCAGGGCGGCGCCAGGUCUUCAGCCGUGUGUCAGGAGGCACUCAGCCUUUGGAACUUUUGCAUGCAGCAUGCCAUCCACCUGGUGGCCGCCCACCUACCUGGAAUCAACACUGUCCUGGCACAUCACCUCAGCAGGAUCUUCUCAUCUCGCCAUGGAUGGGCCGACGCCCCUUCUCCUAGCCCGCCGGGGAAAGCCGAUCGCACGUUCCCCGGGUGUUUGCAGCCCCCGGCUGGGUGGCUGAAGAAGCGGCCAGCAAGCUGCAGGGACGCCUGGCGGGCCGGACUGCGGGCAGUGCAACUUGCAGGGCGGGGUCUCAGAGGGACAGGUUGGAGCUCGCUGCGGGUGCCAGGUGCGGUGCUGACACGGCGGCCGGGGCUGGGCCGCCUCGGGCUCUGGAGCUGGGCGCAAGGGGAGAGGCUGGGGCAGAGCGUCCGGCUGCAGCUUGACCCAAUCCCAGCCAGGGAAGACCCAGAGGAGCGGCGGCGAGAGCUUAAGCCGCUCCUCCCGCAGCGCACCGCUCCACCGCGUCCCGGGCAGGGGCAGGCGCUGCCAAGACUCGGGGGCUGGGGACGCCUCCGGGCAAAGAAGCUGGGCGGGUCCGGGGCGGACCCGGGCGGGGUCCCCGAGACCCUCUCACCGGCCUGUGCAGACACUGGGCUGGGCUGCCGCUGGGCACCGGCUGGCUCCGCGGGACCAGAGGAGCGUCUCGCAAGCUGGAGCCGGGGCCGCCGGGCCAAGCAGCUCCGGGAGCAGCCAAGCGCCCGCUCCUCGCCUGGCGGCUCCGGCGCUCCCCUGGCAACUGCAGCAGGACAGAGCCGGGGGCCCGAAGAGAACCAGCGGCCAGGCCUGCAAAGAGAUCAUCGAUGCAGGGAAGCAGGUAUUGGUCUGCACACAACACUGGGUUGACAGUGACUUUAAAAUCACCGCAAAUCCGGAGGGAGCCAUCUUUCUUCACUAUUGGAACAAUAGGAGUUGCCCAUGGGCUUUGGAUAACUGGUAUUAGGACUCCAUUUGUGACCCUUCACCUCACUGAUGAAGAGCUGUAAACCUUGAAAGCAGCCAUUUAUUGCCACACCCUGAACUAACCAAAAACGAGCCAAAACUGGCUGGGCCAUCCCCUAAUAAUCUAACUCAGUUGCCGUAGCAAUACAAGUCUCUAUUACCACGACAACCAAAUACACAACAGGUAGGCUUGAUGGGAACUUAAAAGUGGGCUAGUCCAAAUAUUAGUAAGUGGCCAGUAGGGAACAGUCCUGUGCAGGGCCCAGGGAGGUGGGCUAGAUGGGAGCUCAAAGGGCUUCACCAUAUCUGCUUCUCUGUUAUCAAAGGCAAUGUUUAUUGGUGGAGAUUUCAGCUGGUUUACAAAGAACCAAUUCCUGAUUAUUGCUUUCUUGUAUUUGGAGGCGG